Heteronotia binoei (common prickly gecko) is the source of this 1019-nucleotide messenger RNA. RefSeq lists its product as uncharacterized. Bases 33 to 1019 code for a protein of 328 amino acids. Gene Ontology annotation, biological process: lipid catabolic process; negative regulation of T cell proliferation; arachidonate secretion. The transcript is spliced from 9 exons. Lineage: Eukaryota; Metazoa; Chordata; Lepidosauria; Squamata; Gekkonidae. The record is from RefSeq and is a predicted model, not a curated record. Gene Ontology annotation, molecular function: calcium ion binding; phospholipid binding.
UCUGGAUUUCUUCUUCAGGGCCUUCCAAAGAGAUGAAGACUCUGUCUGCAUGGGUGGUGGUGCUACUUAUUUUUGGACCCAUCGUGACAGAUGGCAAUCUCUUUGAUCUUCAGAAGAUGAUCAAACAAGUCACUGGGAAAAGCACCAUACCAAAUUAUAUCGCCUAUGGAUGUUACUGUGGACAGGGAGGCAGAGGAGAACCACUGGAUGCCACUGACCGGUGUUGCCGUGAUCAUGACUGCUGCUAUCGUCGAGUGAUGAGGCAAAGGUGCAAGCCCAAAAGAGAAAGAUAUUCCUACACCCACCUGUCUGGGAAUGUGAAAUGUGGGGGUGGAACACAAUGUCAGCAGCAGAUCUGUGAAUGUGACAGAGACUUUGUCCUGUGCUUGAAAAAAACACUUGGGGAGCUACAAAAAAUCCUAUCGCUUCUAUUUGAAUUUCUUGUGCCCUGUGACCACAUUGUGACCACAUUGCAGAGACCUCUGGAAGAGAGCAGAGAGUACUUCAAGGGAUUUUAUGUUAACUGUCAUCCAGUCUUGGCGUUGUUCCUUCCUCACUUGAUAUUUCUUCCAGGUCCUUACUGGAGGGACAUGAAGAUCCUUUUGGGAGUGACAAUGCUUCUAGCCAGCAGUGUUCUUUUGGCCCAAGGGAGCCUCCUGGAAUUUGGAAAAAUGAUUUUAAUAGCAACUGGAAAAAGCGCAUUCCCAGAGUACACUGCUUAUGGAUGCUACUGUGGACUUGGUGGCAAAGGGCAACCCCAGGAUGCCACUGACAGUUGCUGCCUUGUGCAUGACUGCUGUUACAGAGCAUUGAAAGGGAAAUGCGAACCAAAAUUUGACAUAUAUAGAUUCAGCUAUCAUGAAAGAAACAUAACAUGUGAGGAGGGAACCUGGUGCGAGAUGGAGAUCUGCGAGUGUGACAAGGCCGCUGCCCUCUGCUUCCAAGACAACCUGGACUCCUACAACAAGACACUCCGUUUUUACUCCAAUAUCCACUGCAACGGGACCAUGCAAUGCUAA